Molecule: messenger RNA, 1335 nt
Organism: Pyricularia pennisetigena
Lineage: Eukaryota; Fungi; Ascomycota; Sordariomycetes; Magnaporthales; Pyriculariaceae
Exons: 1
Coding region: 1-1335 (444 amino acids)
Biological process (GO): proteolysis
Molecular function (GO): metallocarboxypeptidase activity; zinc ion binding
Source: RefSeq, a predicted model, not a curated record
AUGAAGUCCUCAGCGAUUGCGGCCAUCUACCUCCUCUCGGGCUUGGCUACGGCUUCGGCGGUUGCUUCCAACGCCCCACGGGACGAAAAAGUCAGCUUUGAUGGCCACCAAGUCUUCCGCAUCACCGAUGCCCCUCGCGGUAUCGAAAAUGAGCUAAGCGAUUUCUUUGCCACACGCUCCGGCCGUAGCGUCGACGUCGUCGUCCCGCCCAGUGAGGUGUCUUCCUUUAUGAAGCGGGGGCUCAACACUCAACUGCUCGACGUUGAUAUUGGCGAGAAGUUCCGUCGUGAGGCCGAGCCUGGCUCCUACGACCGCUCCCUGCACAAGCGCGGUGAUUUACCGGACCUCAGCUGGUACGACUCCUACCACCCCUACGACGACCACCUGAAAUACUGGGAGGAUCUCCAUGCGGCUUUCCCCAACAACUCGCGCAUCUCCGAGCUCCCUGGAAAGUCGUACGAGGGCCGUUCACUGCAUGUGUUCCAGAUGUGGGGGGACAAGGGCAAGGCUGGCGACAAACCGGCCGUCCUCUGGCACGGAACCGUCCAUGCUCGCGAGUGGAUCACCACCAUGACAGUCGAGUACCUCACCUGGCAGUUGAUCAACGGGUACAAGAACGGAAACUUGAACGCCACCACUGCUCUGGACGAGUUCGAUUUCUACAUCGUACCGUUCCACAACCCAGAUGGUUUCGUCUACACCCAGACCACGAACCGACUCUGGCGCAAGAAUCGCCAACCAAGGAGCAACACGACCUGCAUCGGAACAGACAACAACCGGAACUGGGACUACGAAUGGAACUUUCCUAUCGAUGACGGACAGGUUGCCAGCGACCCCUGCAGCGAAACUUUCAAGGGCCUCACCGGCGGUGACACCCCCGAGAACCAGGCACUGGUGUCGCUCUCCAAGGAGCUCGCGGCGCGCCCCAAGGGCAUCCGCCUGUACAUCGACUGGCACAGCUACUCGCAGCUCAUCCUCCUUCCCUGGGGCUUUUCGUGCGAUCCCGCCCGGCUACCGGCGAACCUGCCUCGCCAGCGAGAGGUGGGUGCUGGCUACGCCGGUGCAAUCGAUGCCGUGAGCGGCAAGCUCUACGAGGUCGGCCCCUCGUGUGAGAUUCUCUACUACUCUUCCGGCACCGGGAGAGAUUACCAUCACGGUGCGCACAACGCCACCUUCAGCUGGAGCGUUGAGCUCAGGCCCGGACGCAACGCCUCUAACGGCUUCGUCCUGCCGCCCCAAGAGAUCAAGCCGACUGCUGAGGAGCACUGGGGUGGUAUUCAGUGGGUUCUGAAUGAUAUUCGUAAAGAUGGAAAAAGCGGUGCGCGGAGGGCCUGA